AUGGUGGUUUUACCAAAACAUGCACAGCUACCUGAAAUACCAGGAGAUGGGAAUCUAUAUUUUGAGUCAAUGUUAUAUAUUUUUGGCAUAAUAGUCAUGUUUCUUCAGUAUAUCAACCUUUAUAAAACAGUAUGGUGGUUACCUCAUUCCCACUCUAAUUAUGCUUUAAAUUUCUACCUUAUUGAUCCGAACUUAGUAUCUUUCCUGGCUAUUAUAAUGUGUAGAAGAGUUGUUGCAUGUUUUUUACAAGAGACAUUUGUAGUGAAGAACAAAGGAAUUUUAUAUUGGAUAUCCAUGUUUUUAAAAUGUGUUAUUGUUUUAUGUAUACUAGCUCUAUUUUUAUACACCGGUUAUCAAGUAGUGACUAAAUAUUCCCCUUUAUAUUGUUUAUUUUUAACUUACUCGUUCGGGUGGGACAAUAAACCACGGCUUCGUGUGCUACAGACUGUGCACGUUAAAGAUCCCCGACAGUUGGAAAUCGAAAAAGAGCAGGCUAAUGCAGCUGUCCUGGCAAAAUGUCCCUCAUUGCACCCUGCAUGGCGUUACUUGUCUUCAUUAGCCCACAUGGUGCAGAAAAAGGGGCCCAAUAGAGACCCCUUCAUAUUCCAUAGCUGUACACUGACACCAGAUAUAGUACGUGAUGAAGUUGAGGCAAUGAAACAAGACUUUAAUUCCCGAAUGAAACAAGUGCUGUUUAACUCUACUCUGACGGCAUUUUACAUGUCUUUUGUACCACUUUGCUUUGCCCAGAAUACCUUAUAUUAUGAUACUUGGUGGGUAGGACAACAUGUCAGCCUUACAUGGCUCAGUUCCUUUCUGAUGUUAAUAUGUCACUUCCUGUCACCAAGAUAUCUAGAUCUACUACAUAAAUGUGCUUUACAUCUGGGACGUUGGCAGAAAGUGGAAGGAAGACAUGCUCAUGUUCCCCACAAUGCGUGGUCUGAAUUACAAGUAUGGCCACAAGGAGCUCUAGUAAAACAUGUUCGUGGGUUGUUUAAAGCUGAAGGUAUUAAUGUUACUGCUGAACCAGGCAAUAGUUCUCAUGGUAGAUUUUAUUUUUUAUUCAGUAAACCAUUAAGAGUGUUACAUUGGUUAUUAAUAAUGACAUUUAUGUUGGUGAUUUAUCAGUUCUUCCGCUUACUGCAGUGUACCGAAUGGAGUCAUAUAAUGUCUCUAGCUUUAAUACUCUUCUGUAACUAUUAUACCUUGUUUAAAUUAAUGAGAGACUGGAUCAUCAUGGGGAAAUCAUAUAAAGAAGAAGACAAUAUGAACUCGAGUAGCUGA
Molecule: messenger RNA, 1284 nt
Organism: Lottia gigantea (owl limpet)
Lineage: Eukaryota; Metazoa; Mollusca; Gastropoda; Lottiidae
Exons: 8
Coding region: 1-1284 (427 amino acids)
Cellular component (GO): membrane
Source: RefSeq, a predicted model, not a curated record